CCCCUAUCGAAGUCGAAUGAAUGACAGCAGUGAUGUCUGCUCGGUCUGCACACUGUUUACCAUUGUCCAUUGUGGUCAUUCGAUGCGAAUAAAUCAGAAUGAAACUUAACGCCAUGAAUGACAAGUCGUGCUAUUGAUGAAAAUGGGGAGUUUCACCAUCUCUUCACGAUAAAAACGGUUUUUAUAAACCGUUAUUUUAUUGUGCAAACCGUUCUCGCCAAAAAGGUUAGACCAGUGGCUAAGAUGGCAACAUUUUUUACACCAGAAAGACAUGGUUAUGCUGUUCGGUUUUCACCUUUCUACAAAGAUCGCAUCGCAGUCGCAACGUCACAACAAUUUGGUCUGGCAGGCGGUGGCACACUGUUUGUUUUAGAAAGAACUCCAGUCGGAACUCUGGAAAAUGUGGCUGUAUUUGACUGGUCUGAUGGUUUAUUUGAUGUUGCGUGGAGUGAAGGGAAUUCUGAUAUAGCUGUAAGUGGAAGUGGAGAUGGAUAUUUGCAGGUGUGGAACCUUCACCAUCCUGGGAUGCCAAUAAAGACAUUCCAUGAACAUACAAAAGAAGUUUACUCUGUCAACUGGAAUUUUCACAAUCACCAAAGAAUUUUAUCUGCUUCUUGGGACUGUACAGUCAAAACGUGGGAUUUAGGCUACUCAAUGUCUACAAGGACUUAUGAGGGUCACACCCAAUUGGUUUAUGAUGCUGUUUGGUCCCCAGGCCUCCCUUCUACCUUUGCAUCUGUAGCUGGUGACGGUAUGCUUCAAAUAUGGGCAGAAGAAACCUCGAAUGCCCCAAGGUUGUCAGUUAAGGCUCAUGAUGCUGAGGUGUUAUCUUGUGAUUGGUGUAAAUAUGACCAAAAUAUUCUUGCCACUGGAGCUUCAGAUGGACUUAUUCGAGGCUGGGACAUCCGCAGACUGACAGCUCCUGUAUUUGAGCUUCGGGGUUGUGAAUAUGCUGUACGCCGCAUUAAGUUCUCUCCCUACCAUGCUUCCAUCAUAGCAUCUGCUUCAUAUGACUUCACUACAAGGGUGUGGGACUACAAGACAUCUCCAGAGGCAGUAGAGACAGUGAAGCACCACUCUGAAUUCGUGUAUGGACUGGACUUCAAUAAUCAUGUACCUGGUGAACUUGCAGACUGUGGCUGGGAUUCUCUUGUUCACAUCUUUUCCCCAGCUUCUUUGUCCUCUGUGCCAAUUUCCGAACCUAGAUAAGGAAUUAUUUAUGUAUCAUUUUAUUAAUUAUUACCAAAACUAUAAAAUUUUCUCUUAAUUUUAUGAGUCACAAGGCAGUGUGUAAUUUAAGUAAGAUUGUUCUAUAAGUCUUCUUGACUGAGCCUUUUCUGUAACAAGGUACUGCAUUCCUUUUUCUGUUUGUUGUUAUCUAUUUUUUAACUGUGUGGUUUUAUUAAAAGUGCUUUUGUUUUUAAA
Messenger RNA from Thrips palmi, 1425 nucleotides. It is a transcript of the gene Pex7, whose product is annotated as peroxisomal targeting signal 2 receptor. Gene Ontology annotation, biological process: protein import into peroxisome matrix. The transcript is spliced from 8 exons. The record is from RefSeq and is a predicted model, not a curated record. Lineage: Eukaryota; Metazoa; Arthropoda; Insecta; Thysanoptera; Thripidae. Bases 118 to 1209 code for a protein of 363 amino acids. Gene Ontology annotation, molecular function: protein binding. Gene Ontology annotation, cellular component: peroxisomal matrix; cytosol.